Messenger RNA from Cucurbita pepo subsp. pepo (vegetable marrow), 1909 nucleotides. Its product is annotated as transmembrane epididymal protein (DUF716). NCBI's taxonomy places the organism in Eukaryota, Viridiplantae, Streptophyta, Magnoliopsida, Cucurbitales, Cucurbitaceae. The record is from RefSeq and is a predicted model, not a curated record.
UUCAGAGUGCUCGGUGAUGAAUCAUGGUGUCACCACUGCAGCUGCACUUGUUGCAGAUGAAAUUUUGUCAGCAAAAUUCUGAGAUUAGCUUGGUUUCUUGGAAGUUCGGUUGAAUUAGAUGUUGAAAGCAAUUCAAGUUAUGGCCAAUAACCAUUCUCUGAAGGCAGCACUAAAUCUUCACCUUUUACGACCAUUAGCUUUCGGUAAUGUCUAGAACCACACUACCUUGAAUUGCUAGCUUUCACUAUCCCUAUUUUCAUUGGCUUGGCUGCAUUAAACUCUGCUGAAUGAGUCUAUUUAUGUUUUCUUUUUAAAUUUUUAGGACGUUUUAAAUCUUUACCAUCAAGAUCACUCAAUAUUAUCUUUAUAGUUUUUCUCGCAGUUAGUGUGAUCCAUCUCAAGAUAUCCAUAUAGUCAUGUCUAUACUUUAGAAAAGAUUACAGAAACUUUGACACUCCGAAUAAUUUACUCAUUUUGGAAUCAUAACAUAAUUCGAUUGCAUCUCAACUUAGAAUAGAGUGUUUGUGCUUCCUAGAUCUUCACCUUAUUAUUACUUUUGUACAUUCUACAUUGGAAGCAGCAAUGAUUUUAGGAUUAACAAUUCCAAAAUCUUGUAUUGGUUCAUGUUCUUCAUUUUGCAUCUAGUUUUUGAACUAACCCAUCAGUCUCCCAAUCAGAAAACCAAUUUUUUAAAGCUCCUUUAUCAACUUUUGACAACAACUUUCAUAGUGGAAACACAUGCAUUAUGCACCAAAUACUUGACUAGACAACCAUCAUGUAUUUUUAGGUUGUUCUACAAGCCAAAUGAGAGGAUAUAAAAAAUUGCAUUGGCUUAUAGAUCGAUUUGAUAAGCUAGAGUUUGAGAAUAUAGGCUUCAAUGGGGCAAUUUGUACCUCAUGUGGCAUCUGGUUUUGUAUUCACUUUUCUUGGCCUUUGGCACACUGUGAAUACAAUCAAAACCCAUAAUCUCAAAGGCUCUUCAAGCUUCAAGGUAAGAUUUUGGUACCCUCUUGAUCGGCCGCUUUCCAAACUCAAGUAUUUGGAGCUCGUUUUCGUGUUCUCUUUUUCAGUAUUUGCAAUUUUCAGACAAUUUUGGGAGUACCCUUUUGUUCAUUUGUCUUUCAGAGUCAUCAACUUGGAGCAUGCAACCAUGUUCCUCCACCUUGCCAUAUUUUCGGGUUUCGCCCUCUACAGCGAGUUGAAUAACUCAUCAAACUUGUUGUCUGGGGUGGAGGGCAUCUUUGCAGCCUGUGUCUUCAGUCAAGAACUGUUCUUGCUUCAUUUCCACUCGGCUGACCACAAUGGCAUUGAAGGCCAUUACCAUUGGCUCUUGCAGCUCAUAGUGUUUGCAUCUCUCGUGUCGGUGCUCGUAGUUGCUUGUUGUCCUACUAACUUCCCUGCAGCUCUUGUUGUUUCAUUGUUGGUUGUUCUGCAAGGGUGUUGGUUCAUGAACAUGGGGUUCAUGCUAUGGGUUCCAAGCCUGGUUCCUAAGGGCUGCAGCAUGAGGAUCAUUGAAGAAAAAAUGCUGGGAGCAGUCAUUUGUGCAACCAAGGAAGCUGAUAUGAGGGCUCGAGCACUUGCCAACCUGCAAUUCAGUUGGAUACUUGCAGGGAUUCUUAUAUUUACUGGAUUUAUAAGCCUCAGAUAUACUAAAUCUGAAAAUUGCAGCUCGAAGAUCCAGUUAUCGGAUUACGAGCAGCUUUGAGUGGCGCAAAAGAUUUCAAUAUGCAUUGACACAGCUACCAGCUGCUGGUGAAUCAACCGGUCUAAAGAUUGUGAUUGUUCUGUUUGUUAAAACCAUCAAUCAGAAUGUAUACAUAUAGAACUUAUGUACAUGUUGUAGACUGAAACUUGCUAGAUUAUGCAACUUUCUUGAUGAACUUAGUAGAGUAAGUCGAGUUUAACCGAA